AUUUUCUGGUGCUUGUUCAACAACAAACUAAAUCACAGCCAACAUCCGAAGUAGGGGACCACAUCUCCUCCAAUAGCUGGCUAACUUCGUGGUCUCAGAGGAGCAUGCCAAAUGCUGUACAACAUUGAGGAUGAAGACAAAGAAGGAAGGGUCUCAGGGGACAGAAGUCCACUAUAAACAAGACAGAAGACCUUCUAAACAAAAAUCUCCACACCUUGGCAGUGCAAACAGAAGUUGUGGCAGGCCGGUAGAUGAUGAAGUGAUGGAGAUGUUAGGAGGCCAUGGCCAUUGUGAUGCUGGGUGGCUGUUACUCUGGAACUGCCAUCUGCUGAAAAGGGUGCUGUGUAAUGAUAUCCUCAGCCUGAAGGUGGCAGGAGAUCCAGUGCUAACCCCUAACUCGGUGUGCCUGAGGCUGGCAGGCCUCAGCAAGCGUCAGAUGCGGAUGUGUGUGCGGAGCCCCGAUGUGACAGCCUCAGCUCUGCAGGGCAUCCAGGUGGCCAUCCAUGAAUGCCAGCACCAAUUCCGAGACCAGCGCUGGAACUGCUCCUCACUGGAGGCCCUUGGCAAGCUGCCCCACCACAACACCAUCCUCAACAGGGGUUUCCGCGAGAGCGCCUUCUCCCUGGCCUUAUUGGCAGCGGGUGUGGCUCACUCUGUGGCCUCGGCCUGCAGCAUGGGCAAGCUGCGGGGGUGUGGCUGCGAGGCCAAGCGUCGGCAGGACGAUGACAAGAUCCGGCUGAAACUCACACAGCUGCAGCUGCAGACCCUGCAGAAGGGUGGGGUAGGCAUCGGCAUGACACGGUCAUUAUCCUUGGAGUUAAAUGGUCGCCAUGGUGACCUGCCCACUAACCUGCGCUCCACCCACCCCUCUGCCCUGCUCAAGCCUUUACCAGAUGAGCUGAGUUCCAUGCAGGAGACCUGGGAGUGGGGGGGUUGCAGUCACGACGUCCGCUUUGGGGAACGUUUCUCCAGGGACUGGCUCGACUCCAGCGGGUCUCCAAGAGAUAUCCACGCUCGCAUGAGGAUACAUAACAACCGGGUGGGACGACAGACAGUGACUGACAACAUGAAGAGGAAGUGCAAAUGUCAUGGCACAUCAGGGAGCUGUCAGUUCAAGACCUGCUGGCAUGUGUCUCCAGAGUUCCGACUUGUGGGUUCUCUACUUAAGGAAAAGUUCUUGUCAGCCAUUUUUGUUAACUCCCAGAACAAGAACAACGGGGUUUUCAACCCUCGAACAGGAAACGGCGCCAGCGGGAGCACAGCAGGGCUCAACGGAGGUCGUCGUCGCAGCAUGUCCAGAGAGCUGGUGUACUUUGAGAAGUCUCCUGACUUCUGUGAGCGUGACGCCUCUUUAGACUCUCCGGGUACACAAGGACGCAUCUGCAACAAAACCAGCUACAGCACAGACAGCUGUAGCUCACUGUGCUGUGGCCGUGGACACAACAUUCUGAAACAGACACGCAGCGAGCGCUGCAAUUGCCGAUUUCACUGGUGUUGCUACGUGCUUUGCGAGGAGUGUCGUCUCACAGAGUGGGUCAAUGUGUGCAAGUAGAUUCCAGUUCUCCCACUCCCAGCUGCCUUUACCCGUUCAGGACUCAAGAUGGCAAGCCUGUCCCUUCGCCCACUCCUGUUGUUUGAGUGUUUGUUUUGCUCUUUGUGUAACUCUCCCAGAGAAUCUGUUUACUCCCCCCCCUUAUCCUUUUUUUGGUCCAUCAUCUGGGAUCCAUUUUCUCUUUGUAGCCGCUGUUAUUCUCAAAUGCCAAGUCAGAGAUUGAAGAGGUGACUCAUGUCAUUUGUCUUGCCAUGGUCUGUUUAGACGCUGCCCUCUCAGCCAUGAAAACGGCCCAUACCCCGUCUUUUCUAUCCCACAAAACAAAGGCGAGCAACAGCAAAAAACAUUGCUAUUUCAUUGUCUACAUGCUGACUCAUCUCGUUGUACAGUAGCUGUGUAUUUUAAUGUGUACUUGUAUAUUUGUAAAUGUGUUAUUAUUAAUAUUAUUAUUGUGUUGGCACCUGUCUUUUUGGUUUUAGUUAAUGACAGACUGAUGCUGGCAGAGCGGCUCAGGAUGGUGAACCAGUGCUGUCAGACAACAAAGUCUCAUUGCAGUUUAUCUUACAUGUCACUGUACAGUAUUUUGCACCUGUGACUCAGACAGAGCGAUGAUACUUAUUUGGGAGUCAGUCUCAAAAAAUGAAUAGAAGAAGACAAGAUAGAGGACUGUUUUUUAUAGUGUUUGAAUUUUUUGUCACAGAAGCAAAAAGGCAGAAAGCACAGGACUUUUAUAAGCUUAUCAAAGCUUGUACACUUGUAAAACUAAAGAUUGGAAAGAGACAGAUUCACAGACUCAGUCCUUUAAUCCCUUACAGUGAAUAACUAAUCAUUUAAAUUUAUUUAUACCAUUGUAACAAUAGUAAUAACUUCAUGAGAGUGGUGACUAGUGGUCCUGUUUUUCAUGAAUUCAUGUCAAUAUUAUGACAGAAUUAUGCUUCCUCCUGGUAUAACUGUGAUGUGAUGUGUGUCAUUUUCCUAUGAAAUCAUGACUCAGACCUUA
This is a messenger RNA of Seriola aureovittata, 2552 nucleotides long. RefSeq names its product wingless-type MMTV integration site family, member 10b (gene wnt10b). The coding region runs from base 131 to 1552 and encodes 473 amino acids. Gene Ontology annotation, biological process: canonical Wnt signaling pathway; cell fate commitment; neuron differentiation. The transcript has 6 exons. The record is from RefSeq and is a predicted model, not a curated record. Gene Ontology annotation, cellular component: extracellular region. Gene Ontology annotation, molecular function: cytokine activity; frizzled binding. Lineage: Eukaryota; Metazoa; Chordata; Actinopteri; Carangiformes; Carangidae.